AAAUAUGCCCGCUCUGCACUCAUUGGCUUCUUUUGCAUUCGCUUCACCUCAAAUCAUGAAUGGGCCCCCAUUUGUUUCCUUUCUUGAGUUGUUCAUUUUGGAAUGAAGGAGUGGACAAUGGAGUCAGCUCUGCAAAUAGUCUUGGUGCUGCACCUGAUGGGGAUCUUCACAGGAGAUAAUCAGGUCUCCUGUGACUCCAGCCUACGAAAACGCCGGUUUUCUGGUAACGAGUUAACACUUGACAUGGCCCUGAAUUCGUUUGAUGACCAAUACAAGGGCUGCGAACGUGUAAUGGAGAAAGAGCUUCAGAAGCUACACCAAAGUGAGCUUCUCAAAAACAAAAAUUAUACCAAAGCCUGGAAGGAAGCAAUAAACAGGUGGAAGGAUAAGAAGUGGCCCAGCAGCCUCAAGCCAGAGUACGCCACAGCAAUCAUGGCUUAUACCUUCGAAGAACCCAGGCUGUAUCCUGAUUUCAACUCGGCCGUAAGAGAGGCUGGGAAAUCCAUGGAGCAUUACCGGAAUCACUUCAGCUUCAAGACCUUGCACUUUCUCCUGACCAGAGCCCUUCAAGAUCUGAGGACCUCCAACCCCCCCAGACCCCAAUGCUACAUGGUGUUUCAUGGAGUCAGCAAUAUCCACUUCAGCACCACUGAGAAGGCUAUUGUCCGGUUUGGGCAAUUCACUUCCUCAUCUGAAAACGAGGCAAUUGCAAAGGGUUUUGCUGAGGGUCUUGGACUGAGUUUUGGGCAGUCUGGGGCAAAAACCAUCUUUGAGAUUUAUACUUGUCAUGGGGUCUCCAUCAAGGAAUUUUCUGACAUGCCACCUGAAGAUGAGGUCCUGAUCCCACCCUAUGAGAAAUUCAGGGUUGUACAUUCCAGAAAGGGUGAGGAAGGUACCACUCGCAUCCAGCUCCGCUCUGCUGGGACAUUCAGCAAGUACAACUGCGCAUACACAAGUGGUGGGGCCUAUGAGGAAGACGACAUGGACCAGGGGUCACCAACCGUUUUGGACAAGCAGGCACAUUUUGAAUUUUGAGAAUGUGAAGUCACAAAAUGGCUGCCAUAGGGGUGUGGAAUAACACGAAAUGGCUGCCAUGGAGGGCAUGGCAUAACACAACAUGGCUUCUGUGGAGACAUAGCAUGACACAAAAUCCUGUCCUAUUAACAGGUGAACACCAAACUUAGUUAGAAUCAUACCACAUCAAGAUCCAAGAGCUUGGGCCAACAGGAAUGUCUUUGCCUGCCACCUGAAGGCUGACAGUGAUAGCAACAGGCACAUUUCCCUGGGGAAAGCAUUCCAGGACAGGAUAAGGCCAUGUUUCUCAAACAGUGGUCCUUGGGUCACGUUCAGGAGGGCCUCAGUGCCACCACCACCACCCAGGGCCCUCUCACUUGCCUGCCCCACUUGCUAGCCAUGCCACGGCCAUUGAGGUUGGACCAAUGCUAGUACCAGCAACUCCUUCCACACUACGUAAAGUGCCCAGGAGACAAGAGAAAUUGUGGCAAGGAAGGAGGGAGGGAAAGAAAGUCUCCUUCCUCUGAGGAGAAAGGUCCAGAGGAGGUGUAAAAGGAAAUUAGAAAGUGGAACAAAAGGUAAAUAUACUAUUAUUAAUAACCACAGCAUUAAAUUAGUAAGUAAAUACAUUGGGAAUAGAAGAGAAAGGAAUAAGAGAGGAGGCGGAAGUGAACGUAAAAGGAUCAGGGAGGAGGGAUGAAAGAAAUGGGAAGUUGGGGAGGAGGAGAAGUUACAGGUUGAAUGUGAAAGGAGAAUGAGAGAGGAAAUUACAGGAGAUGAGAAGAAAUACUUCAAGAGGCAUGGUGGGGUGGGAGGAAAAAGAUAUUAAAAAAACAGCCUUCGCCACAGAGACUCUGGAUCAGCAAAUGCUGCCUAAACCAUAAGGUGAUGUAAAUGUCUGUACUUGAGUUGUGGAAAGCUGAGCUAUGGACCUCCCUACCACAAGGAAAACACUGUGGCAAAGGAUGUGUAAUUUCCAAAGGUGGACUAGAUAUCCUUUAAAAAAAUAGUUUGCAACUGCCAACGGAUUAUGCACAACUCUGCCUCCAUCUGCUCCUUUUGUGAUUGGCGAGUAGGAAGGUGUGUUGUUUGCAUUUUAAUGAGAAACGACCUAAUUGGCACUUCUUGAACCAAGACACAAACUGAAACACAGCAAUCCUUCCAAAUUCAUCCUUCUCUGGAUUUUCUGAUGCAGUGCUCCAACUAAAUGUGCAGAAAAAUGCAUAUAUUCCAGGCAGGUAAGCACGAGAUGCGUUAUUUUAUGGAAAGUUGCUUGCAAAAUGUUUUAUCAGCCUAAAGUGCAUACAAAACCUUAGUGCCUUUUUUUUUUAAGUAAAAAACGAGAUGUUGGUAGUCAUGUCUUGAUAAAAGUCCCGUGGGUGCCAGCACAAAAUGGCUGUAAUGGGCAACAAAAUAAGAGGCAACGGUACUCCAUACGGCAAAAAUGUAUUUAUUAGGGGGAGAAAUCACAUUAAAAUGCUGAUUAAGGUUCAUGAUGAUUAAAAAAAUGCAAAUUGCUGUCA
Molecule: messenger RNA, 2537 nt
Organism: Rhineura floridana
Lineage: Eukaryota; Metazoa; Chordata; Lepidosauria; Squamata; Rhineuridae
Product: erythroblast NAD(P)(+)--arginine ADP-ribosyltransferase-like
Exons: 4
Coding region: 103-1035 (310 amino acids)
Molecular function (GO): NAD+ poly-ADP-ribosyltransferase activity; NAD+-protein-arginine ADP-ribosyltransferase activity
Source: RefSeq, a predicted model, not a curated record